ACCUUUAUAAAUCAACCAAACAUACUUCUAACACUAGGCGACUAGUGCUUCACCCAAAUCACCACCCUCUUAUUAUAACACAACCAAAUAUAAUUUUCCAUGCACUCGUUCGAUUCUCUCUCUUCCUCUCCCCCUCACACACACACACAUACCCCCUGCUACAAUUAUAACAUCACACGUCAAAUAAAAUUAAUACGAACCUCACUAUCUAAUGACCCAGCAGUUGGAGAAUGUUAAAAUGGGCUACAAAAUUUACAACACAGACAGCAACGAUGUGAGAGCUAUGGAUGUUAUGUCUCAAGUAGACGCAGCAGCAGUGUCAGUAGCAGCGGUUGUCCAUUACAAUCAACAGCGCAGCUCCUCAGCCCAGCUGCCAGUUUCUGCAGCAUACCUGCAUAACAAUCAGCAGUACUAUGCCGGCCACCUCUCCAGCGUAUCAACCCUUCAGUCACAUAAUGCAAUGCCUGUCCAUCCUGGUGGGGCUAUUCCAGGUGACUUCAAUCCAGAUGGCAGCAUCCCUGGCGGUAUUCUGCCAUACCCUGCAGCCACAGCAACGCUAUCUGUGUUAACAAGUCAGCUCUACAGACAGAAUCAGCCUGCCCAGUACUACUAUAUGCCCAUAUCCACUGGUCAAUAUUUGCACCCGUACAUGUGCACUCCGCCACUCGAGGCUGCGCACGGUGCUGCUUUCCAAAUCCAGACAAAUAAAACCCAUUCCGAUUCCAACGUGGCAACAGCCAUUCACUCGGUGUCAACAACACCUGCAACAGCGUCAGUUCAGGACCAAUGUGCCAAUACCAUACUCGCCAAUGGCAAGGGUAAUUUUACAGACAACGCUAUAUCAGAGUCGCACAUAUCUGUAACUCACGGGAGACCAGCGUCACCAAAGCAGUCAAUGAUUGACACCAUGUCUGAUAAUAACAAUGAUUCUGAUGAAGACGCAAUCGCUUUGGUAACACGUUUCAAGUCUGGUGACUCCUCAGAGCUUUGGCUUGAUCUCUACAAGAAUGAGGGCCAAUCGGCCAAUGGCUGGAGUGACAACAAGCUAGCAGCGAGACUCCAGGACCACCUGCCGCUCGAAUUGGUCACGCAGCGGCAGUGGGCACUGGCAAAGGCUUGUGGCAGAUGGAAGGAAGUCCAGGCAUGCUUCAUUGAGCAAGCGCAUGAAGCCAUUAACCCUUUUGAGGUGAGCAGCGAUUUGCUGAGGAUAAUGCAUAAGAACUGCCGCACAUAUGCGGAAUAUGGACACAGAGUAGCACAUGCAUUUUUCAGAAUUUCGCCGCUAGCCUGUCCAGUUUACGAGCCGCGAGUUGUCCGGUAACUGCAUCUUACCCAUGCGCAAUCCAGCUCGAGCAAAAAGGUUUUCCCACGACAGGCCGCAAAAUAAUGAAGUGGGCUGAGAAGAGCCCGGAGGCUCGCGAAAUACCGGCUGUAACCCGGACGUCAACAAAGCGACAACGCGAGAAAUACAUGUCCGAAGAAGAAAUGCAAUCGGACCACUACGAAAGUUCGCACCACAGCCCGUCGCCAUCGCCAUCGCCAUCUGAACACUCACUACGCCUGAUGCCCGAACCCGACAUAUCACCCAUUGUGUUUCCCUCGCCCUAUGCUUCUGAGAGCAGUAUCCAGUGCAAGUAUUGUCGGCAGUUUGUCCACAAAAUUCGGGAUUGCCCUGACAAAGACUGUAAAGCCUCUUGAUUUUACCGCAGCGGGAUCCAGUUUGUUGGAAUAUCGCAUGCAUUAAGGACGAGGCUUGCCAACCAGCUGCGCAUUAGUGACCGGCGCAAGUUGCGGCGCAAGUGAAUGGC
This is a messenger RNA of Kickxella alabastrina, 1808 nucleotides long. RefSeq lists its product as uncharacterized. NCBI's taxonomy places the organism in Eukaryota, Fungi, Kickxellomycota, Kickxellomycetes, Kickxellales, Kickxellaceae. The transcript has a single exon. Bases 212 to 1321 code for a protein of 369 amino acids. The record is from RefSeq and is a predicted model, not a curated record.